AUGGAAAUUCCACGUGUGCCAUUUAGAAAUCAAGUACAACCGGACCCAAAGUUGAAUGAACUUGCUCAGAAAAGAGCUGCAGCGGAGGCGAAAAAAAUCCGUCUGGAAGCGGCCAAGGCUCGAAUGCGAGAGGCUCGUAGAAUCCGUCAAAGAGAAAAACUUCGUCUGAAGCAAAUAGCUCGAUCUGAAAAGGAGAGAAUGCAGAUUUUGUGCAAAAACCGAAUAGCCCAUUACCGAGCGAGAGCCAGAAUGCAGCUUUCGAUAGAAGUUUCUAAAAAGAUGCAGGAAAUUACAAAAGAAAAAAGAAUCAGGAAGAUGGCGAAAAAGGAUAUGCGUUCAAGAAUGAAACAUUCGGAUUUCGUGGAUGUUGUCGAGCCUAGUGACGUAUUGUUGAAGAAAAAUUUUGCAGAAGGAUUUAGGGAACCCGAAGAUGAGCUGAAAAUUGCAACAUUGGAAAUAAUUCAAAUGGAUGAAUAAAUAAUUUUUAUAGUUUAA
Caenorhabditis elegans is the source of this 495-nucleotide messenger RNA. RefSeq names its product Coiled-coil domain-containing protein 86 (gene Y38H6C.18). Bases 1 to 477 code for a protein of 158 amino acids. The record is from RefSeq and is marked reviewed. NCBI's taxonomy places the organism in Eukaryota, Metazoa, Nematoda, Chromadorea, Rhabditida, Rhabditidae. The transcript has 2 exons.